Messenger RNA from Colletotrichum destructivum, 1761 nucleotides. Its product is annotated as Putative flavin monooxygenase, FAD/NAD(P)-binding domain superfamily. The transcript is spliced from 6 exons. The record is from RefSeq and is a predicted model, not a curated record. NCBI's taxonomy places the organism in Eukaryota, Fungi, Ascomycota, Sordariomycetes, Glomerellales, Glomerellaceae. Gene Ontology annotation, molecular function: flavin adenine dinucleotide binding; N,N-dimethylaniline monooxygenase activity; NADP binding. The coding region runs from base 1 to 1761 and encodes 586 amino acids.
AUGGGAUCUCAAGGCCUCCCUCUCGAUGCUCAAGCUGUUGACGAAUGCCGCCCCAUCAAGGUUAUCUGUAUCGGCGCCGGCAUCUCGGGCAUCCUUACUGCCAUCCGCUUUCCGCAGCGCAUCAAGAACUUGGACCUUACCGUGUACGAGAAGAAUGAAGGUCCCGGCGGCACAUGGUUUGAGAACAAAUAUCCCGGAAUCUCUUGUGACAUCCCCUCUCAUGCGUACCAGUACACAUUCGAGAACAACCCGAAUUGGUCCCGGUUCUACUCCCCUGGAUCCGAGAUCCUGGAGUACCUCAACCAUGUCGUUGACAAGUACGGCGCUCGGAAGUACAUGAAGUUUCAGCACGAGUUCAAGGGUGCUCGCUGGUGUGAGGAUACAGGCAAAUGGGAGGUUCAACUUCUCAGACACACGGACGGCCAAACCAUCUACGACACGGCCGAUGUCGUGGUCAAGGCCACCGGCACGCUGAACAAGUGGAAGUGGCCCGACAUCCCGGGGCUCCACGACUUCAAGGGGACGCUUCUGCACUCCGCUAACUGGGACACGUCCUUUGACGCGGCCGGCAAGACGCUGGCCGUGAUUGGGAACGGGUCGACGGGCAUCCAGAUCGUCCCGGCCCUGCAGCCCAAAGCAAAGCGGAUCGACUCGUACAUCCGCUCCAAGGCGUGGGUGUCCCCGACGGGGCCUUAUGCCGAGGUGGUGGCCGAGCACGGUAACGCCGAGAACUUCACCUACUCGGAAAAGGAAAAGACUGCGCUCUCACAGAACCCGGCGGCGCUGUUGGCCCACCGGAAAGACCUCGAAGAAGUCCUACACCGGGCCUACCUGGGCAUCUUCUCCAACUCAAAGUCUCAGACAGACGCGUCCGAACGGCUCGAGACGCUUCUCAGGAAGAAGCUCGCGCCUAAACCUGGCCUGUUCGAGCUCUUGAAGCCCGAGUGGCCCGUCGGCUGCAAGCGGCUCGGCGCCUCGCCGGGCUACCUCGAGUCCAUCGUCCAAGACAACGUCGACAUCGUGACGUGUGGGAUCCGGCGCGUCACGCCGAACGGCAUCCUGGGCCGGGACGAUGUCGAGCGGCCGGCCGAUGCCAUCAUCUGCGCCACGGGCUUCGACACGUCCCUGAGAACGACCAGCACACCGAUCAUAGGCCAAGACGGCAUAUCGCUGAACGAGGUAUGGACGCCCGAGCCAGAGGCCUACCUGUCCAUCAUGCCGGUCAAGAUGCCCAACCUGUUCCUCUACCUCGGGCCGAACGGGGCGCCCAACUCGACGAUGGUGGUCAUGAUCGAGUUCCAGUGCGACUACAUGAUCAAGUGCAUCCAGAAGCUGCAGCGGGAGCACCUCAGGUCCAUGGUCCCGAAAGCCGAGGCCAAGGACGACUUCGUCCGGUACGCCGACCGGUUCUUCGACGGGACGGUGCUCACCGAGGACUGCGCGUCGUGGUUCAAGAGCGGCGGGCGCAGCGACGGGCGCAUCACGGCCAUGUGGCCCGGGUCGCUCGUGCACGCGUGGAGGGUGUACGAGAACCCACGGUGGGAGGACUUCGAGUACGAGAGGCUGCCGGCGACGGAGAGGAACAGGUUCGCCUGGUUCGGGAACGGCCUCACCGUCAGCCAGAUGCGGGGGACGGCGGCCACCGCGUAUCUCGACCACGUCGAUGUUCCGCCUGUUGAUCCUGCAUUUGGGGCGAAUAUAGCAAGGCAGCAUGAACCGAGACAGGCCUCUCUCAUUGAGGUCGUUCGGGUACAUAAGUAA